UUAUACCUGCCACGUUUUAUUUAAUAUAUAAUUUUAAAAAUGAUUAAACUAACACAAAAUGAUUGGCGAAUAUUUCGCCGACUUCAGCGUAAGCAUAAAGUUUCCUCUGAAUUCUUACGUUACAAUUUGGAAAAUAUCGAAAAGUUUAUAUGGUUUGAAACAUGGCCACGCAUAGUUAUAAAACGAUAUGCUGUAAGAAAAGAAAAUCGAGUGUUCAUAAUAUACUAUCGCCUAAGGCGCGUACUUUUCGAUCAAUCGAAUCGUAAAAUGUUUAAAAGGAUGCGACAAAACAUAAAGCAGUGGUCCAAACGCAUAGUGGCGUGGCAAAAAACUCAUUUAGGCAUUAAGGAAUACGUUGAAGAAGUGGUGUACGAAGAGAUUUCGGAAAAAAAAGAUGAAUUAGUAGCUGUCGCAAAUACUGAAACAUCAGGUGGCGCCAUCGAAGAUGUCAGCAAACAGCUCAAAGAACAACUGAAGUUAUUAAAGAACGGAAGGAGACCUCAGCCUUUAAUUACAAAUUCCGUUCCAAAAGAAACACCUCCAAGUACAGUGCAAGAAAAUCUAAAGUGUACCGAUGAUAAAGAGAAGUGUCCAGAUUCUUCUGGGAACAAAGAAGAGAAGCAAAAGUCUGAUAGUAAUAGUGUAGAUGAUGUUAGGAGAAAAUUAAAAGAACAAUUAAAUAGUAUAAAAGCUCGAAGAGAUAAUACUGCCCCUUUAGAUAUAAUAAAACCACCAGAGCCAAGUGACCGAGAUGGACAUCUUGCCGAAUGUUCAAGUAUAGAAACACAGCAAGAUUGGCAAAUUAAUUUGGAAUCCACACCGGAGAAGCAAAUAACCACACAAGAAAAUAUACAGCCUGUAAAACAAUUGGACACCGACGAAAAAACUGAAAAGUCUCACACAGAGCCAAGUGCACAACAAACUGAUAAACUGAAGACUGGUUUGAAUUUCUUGGACAUGCUUAUGUGUAAAGUUAGUGGCAGUACCAGCAAUCAAACUAUCAUUGGCAAUGUGAACUCAUCUGCCACAAAAACAAACGAUAGUCUAGCGAGAACGCCUUCAUCCAGCUCCUUAAAGGAGGGCUAUCAGCAUUACCAUGAACAUUCUAUGGAUUCAACAGAUGAAUUUUUAGGUUUUGAUGACUGUGAAAGAAUACCCGGCAUGCUAAUGACACCUAUUGUACCACAUUCCACUAAAAAUAACAAAAACUCGGUUUUCGUAAGCGAGUCGUUGAACGAGUACAUGCGCCUAAACGAUUUGGAAACCAAUUACAGUAUUGACGAAGAUAAAUCGGUGACAAAGAGUAAAAUAUUUGCCAGAGAUAUGGAAGGCCUGAUGACACCGAAAACAAAACCUCCCCACUUUGACAUGCCGGCUGUGCCAGAAAAUUUACUCAAAUUUCGUACGGUGGCCGAAAGAAAACAGUAUUUGCAAAAGUUUUCAAAAAAUUAUCGCUUGGCUAUCAUUAACAAUGAGGCUAGUAUUUAUAGGGAAUUGCAACGAAGAAUGCGCACUCAGAAGGUCAAAAGUGCCAGUCAAAUUAUGGCCCAAUCAGCAAAUUCGUCAAUGUCUUUUACACGCAACGGCUGGAAUGCUGCGUCUUUCAUAAACACCGAAUUUAAUAAAUACUACUAUCAAGUUUUAGACGUCGAUCAUGGCACCUACAAAGUGCGUUUAAGGGGGGUUCGGGGCAAUAACGAUGAAUUUCAUAAAAGCCCUUAUGUAAGUCGAGUAAUUAAACCGCCCAAGGUAUGCCCUGAACAUUGUGUAGAUGAUCAAGUUUGGCAAUAUUUGAAGCCCAUCAAGACGAUUGCAGCAAAAACGAAAAAACUCAAUAGGGGUCCCUUGCCUGCAGUGUUUAAACCAUGUCCAUUAUCCCAUAAGACUUUCCAGAAACCUUUAGAUGAUGACACUGCUGCUCUGCUUUUGGCUGGUGGCAGCAUGGCUGUGGUUCGUAUGCCCACGGUAGAAUUGGAGGUUUUUCCUGAGUAUGGCAAACCUUUGCAUGAAAUUGCCAAACGUUAUUUACAAUAUAUUUUGCCUCAUCAUGAUAUUUCCAGAGAAUGGGCUGAAUUUAGUGUCUCAACGCUGCUACAACCCAAGUCGCUUAAAGAAGUGGAGCAAGCAGCCGCCAAGACUUUUAAUUCGCUAGACUUGCGAAAAUCCUAUACGUUUGUCAUACCCUAUCUAAAUGAUCGUAAUCACAUCUUGGUACGACGUGUGGUUGAUCGUUCCGAGAAGUUGGAUCAAUCGUUUGAACAGAGCCUGGAAGACAGAGAAUUGGUGCCAAAAACCGACUUCUCAUUUCGACAAAACAUAGAUCAAACUGAUGAUGUGCUCUUAACGUGUGCCGAUGUUGUUAGCGAUAUGAUAAAUACAGUGGCCAUAAGUUGUAGUGAGAACUCAUUUAUUAAAACUGAUCCUGAUGGUUUGAAUAUUGAUGUAGAUUUAAUUGGUACAACGAAAUUCAAUUACAAACAGAAUUCUAAUAGCUUAGAAACACGAGCAUCAUCUUCGCCGAAUGUCACAGUGGCAGGUGGAAAUAUUAAGAAGCACAAGAAACAAAACAGCUUAUUAAUGGAAUUAAAACGUCUAAAUGCUACAAUUAUCGAUGCAGCCGUUAAGCCAGGAAAUGAUAAAAAACCUUGCUCCAAGGAGUACUGUCAAAUGGGUUGUAUUUGUGUUAGUCUGGAAGAUAUUGCGCCAAUGCGUGAACACUGUGGAAAGACGAAAUGCAUGCUGGAGUGCACUUGCAAAACGUCUGGUCAAUCACGUAUAAUGCGACUGGAGACAGAUGGUCGUACACUCACCACUGAGGAUGCUUUUAUGUUACGUCGCAAAGCCACCGCACGUUUAGCACGCAUGGAAAAGGAAUUCACAUCCACGGUGGUGCUUACGGAGAAUGAAACUCUACUGAUCAAUGAAACAAACAAUGACAAAAAGCGUCGCUGUACAAAAGCACCCAAACGCUAUGAAGACUUCACCGACACCGAAGAUGAACAGCGUAGAAAUUCGCCGAAAAAAACUGCCCUGACAACUAUAGACAAUGAAAAACAUUUAGCAAUUGAAAUUAAAGAAGUACACGAACCGGUAUACGUUAAAGAUUCAAUUUUAGAGCAAUUAAAACAUUGUACUGUUAAUUUAGUGCCAUUGCAAGAAAUUGAUAACAUUGCACCCUGGUGCAUGGUGCAUAAUUUAUAUAAAUGUUUCUGCAAGGGUCGCGCUGUGGAGGGAAAACCGAUGAUUAUUGAAAAGGAAGAGGUCAACACCACGGUCGAGCAUAAUACUGAACACAAAUUGGAAUUCGAUUACAGUGUCGGCGUAAAGCCCAAAUAUACUUUCGAUAAGGUGGAAAAGAAGAAUAAAAAGACCGUGAAUUAUGACGAGGAUGGUGAGGAUAAUGAAGAUGAAGUAGCUGAAGCAGAAGAUGAUAGUGACGAUGAAGACCAAGACUAUAAUAAUGACGAUGAUAACGAUGACGAUGAUUGGAUUAAAGAAAAAAAGCGCAGAAAGAGGGAGAGCAAAGACAAGUUUUCUGAAAAACAAGUGGACGAAGUAAAUAUAAAUAAAGAACAAGCUAAAUCGGAUGAUGAUGCUGAAGAAAUGGUCGAUGAUGAAUAUUCAAGGGAUUCAAUACAAAGUGGGCGUACCGAAAAACAAAAUCAUAAACGUAGUUUGCAUGAGGUGCGUAAACGUUUCUACCAGUCGCGUCCUGAUAGCUGCAGACGUCAUAUUCCCACACCUAGACGUAUGUUUCUGUAUUGCAAUCGCAGGCGCAGACUUAACGCUUUGAAAUUUAUUAAAUAUACUGAAAAUGAUCAAUCUAGACUGCUACUAAAUGAACAUGUAAUGCGAUCGGUGUAUUAUCAUAAAAUAGACACCGAAAAUCACAAAAAUAAUAAUAGCUCUGCAAGCAGUACAAAAGAUAAUAUAGAUGCAGUGGAGAAAACUAAAUGUGACAUGACACAACCACCACAAGCAACCGGAAGUUUGUCCUCAACAGAUGAUAAACCAAAGAAUAAGUAUUUGCUUGCGAAUGAAGUUGUGGAUCUAUUGGAAGAUGAUGAAGAAGAGCCCAGUAAUUCGAAGCCAUUGGAGAUUAAAGAUAAAGAUGAAAAUACUCAACUAACUUCGUCGAGCACAAGAUCGUGCAGUUCGUUCGAAAAACUCUCUCCUGAUACAGAAUCCGGUGAGUCUACCAAUCAUUUCGAGAUCUGCAGUAGUGGUGGUAUUAUAACAGUUAAAAAAUUCGCUACCUUAACAGAUCUAAAAAAUACGGAUCCUGUAAAACCAACACCAACAGCUCCGUCUGUAACUGCCACCAAUGAAGCAGCCGAGCUGACAGAGGCAGGACUUGAUGCACUCAAGUUACCUAAAAUAGCUAGCUGUUUUUCACUGAACGUUAAAGCUAACGCACAAAAACCUACUUCUACAGCAGCGCUUAAUAAAGAGAAGUGUUUGGAUUUCACCUCUGCCACCUCUGUACACUCGGCAGCCUUUUCGCAAACUCAAAAUCAACAAGAAAUCGAUUCGCAAAAUAAAUUGUUAUUGGCAACAGCACCUUCCAAGGAGGGUAGCACUGAUUUUCCUUUAGACAUGGACAAUGAAAAUGUAAAAGUUGUAUAUAAUAGUGUAAUAAAAACGAUGAAUUCAUUGGUUAGUAGAAAGAUGCAAGAUAUUGACUGUGCCCUACAAAGAGAAUCACAUAUAAUACCCACCCCCAAUGCAGAAAUUCUAUGCAUCAUGAAAUGGUGUAAUUUUCUAGAUGCUUUUUGCGAGGGUUUCGCCUAUGUCUGGCAGGUGAAAAUAAAAGAUGAAACAUUUUUGGUGGUUACCAUACGGAAUAUGAUGCCUUUGGUUGCCGGCGCAAUGGGCAUAGUAAAUAUUACCGCUUUGAAACCGGAUAAAAUGCCUUUGAUGGGUAAAAUGUUGUUACAGAAAUUCCGCAACAAAGCAACUGAAAAACUGGCCGUGGUAAUGCAGGGCAAGCAAUCUCAUUGGGUGGUUAAGGGAUUUCUAAAUUCAGAUCCUAAUAUGGCUUGCAACAAGCCCACGCCAGGAAGUCAUCCGGCUUUGACGAAAAAGAUCAAUGUUUUAUGUUCUUUGCUGGUGAAACAAAGACAAAAGGAUCAAAAGAAAAAGGAGAAAUCCUCAAGUCAAUGGACUAGUCCUCAAAUGAAUUUGGCAACACAAAAAGUGAGCAGACCUACACAGGCACCACUUCAACAACCACAACUUACACCAAAAAUAGCACAAAUUAUGCCAACACGUAGAUUAACAACUGUGCAACCCAUACCUCCUCCUGUAGCAAUGUCACAGCAAUCUCUAAACCCACCAAUAGUUCAAAAUCCAAUUUUAUUAACACAACUGCAGCAACAACAGCCAAUGCCACAACAACCCUUGACACUAGAAAUGCCACCACAAAUCUCUGUAGAUGCGACACAAAAACCAAUCAAACAAAAUGAAUUGGAGCCGGGGAAAGUAAUCGCCAAGAUAAAUUCACGAAAACGUAAAGCCGAGACGGCACAAUCUAACAAUUUAUUGAAAAUGGAUACAUACAGUAAAAUGAGUUCGAAUAUCGAAUAUCGCAGUGUAACACAGGCCGAUAUUAAUGAAAUCUUCUUACCCGAAUUACACAAAUUGGAUCACAAAUGGUUGGUACUCGACUUGCACAAUGACUUCUCUCAUAUAUUCGUACCGGAUUUUCGAGAUCUUGUAUCCUUGGAUCGUAUACAAAAGGUUAUCAACUUUGCCCGGCAAAAAAGCAAAAUCGUUAAACUGCAAUUUUUUCAAAAUGCACCAUUCGAUGCUUUCGUUACACCCAAAUCGGGUAGAAAGAUCUAUUUUGGUCCUUUAACAAUGGAUAUGAAAUCCCCCACUCUGAUAUUGCUGCAAAGUGUGGAUGGCCAAAUGAUGUUAAGGGAGCUCUAUCAGUUGCAACACAAUAUAGUAAAGAAGCCGGAGGAAAAAACAAAAGCAUUUUGGUUAAUACAUUUAAAAGGGAAGACACAGUUUGAAAUUGAUGCAAAUGUAAAUAGUGAAAAGGUAACACUAGAAAAUACAUUGCCCACCUCUUCCACUGCAAUAUCUUUAAUAACAUCGGAAAGGGAUAAGGAAAUAAUGGCUACAUCUGCGUCUACAACAAAUAUUGUCAAUGAAGAAGGAAGAAAUAAUGUUGAUGAUGACGACGAUGACGAAGAUUGUAUGAUAAUAGAUGAUGAAAACGUAGAAAGUUCUCCAACUGUGGCCAAGGAGGUAUUCAAUUUUAGUAUAAAUUCUACAAAUACUUGUUUGCCUGGCGCCCCAGCUAUACAAUCAUUGAUAUCAUCUAAAGCAAAUAACAUGGAUUCUACAAUAAUUGCACCGCACACACAGACCUUAUUGAAAGUGCCAAAUACAAAUACAAUUAUAAAGCCAUUAAAUCAUUCAAAUGCAAUCGGUCCUGUUGUGUUAAAUGUACCGCCAAUGUCAGUUAGUAACACAACAUUGCCAAUUUUAACUUUGCCACCAAACACCAUAAUAACCGGCAUUACACCCGCACCAUCGUUAGAUGUAGCAGCAACACCAGUUCUUAAUUUACCUACAAACGCUGUUAUAACUGACAUUAAGACAGCGCCACCGGAAGCACCAUACAGUUCUACUAUCUUCAUAACUUCCUCGGCAUCUUCGUCAUCAGCUACGACUACUGUAGGCACAACUACAUCCACAGCCUCUAUUAGCAACGCAACAUCAGUUUCAAAUUCUUCGGAUUCCCAUCAAAUACUAAAAAAUAAUACAGUGAAUAUAACGAGGCAAUCCUUUGAAGCGGGAGCCAUAAAACGCAGGCGCAUUUCAUUGUUCUGCUCGAAAAAAUUUGACCAAAUGUCGGAAAAUAUAGCAGUUGAUGCGGUUCUUAGAAAAAUUUUACCUGAUAAUACCGAUGACAUACUGACUGUGAGGGAGGAAGUUAAUAAUACUACAUUACUAACACCAGAAGUUGUAGCGACUGUAGGUUCAACAAAAAUUUCAAAACUUCGCCCUGCAGAAUCGAACACUUCCCAAACGAUAAUGAAACAAUCUCCAAUAAACUCCCCAGCAUCUACAACACAGCCAAAAGCACCUAUUGUCUUUGAUGUUAAUUUUAUGGACGAUGGCGAUGAGCCAACAGCAUCGAUUGUCAUAAAACCCACAACAACGACGCCAGCAACAGCCACGACAACAUCACAGACACAAAUUUGUAAACCUUCUACAUCAAAAACAACUGCUACAAAUUGUUCACUGAUCAGACAACAACUUAUGUCUACAAAAACUUCGACUCCCAGUACUACACCUACGGCUCAUGUUUACAGAAAUGUUAAAUUGCCAACACUCUUUAACACUACAACUGCUGCCACUAGCAGUACAAGUACAACAGUUAGUGCAAAAGGAAAACUUAUUAACUCCUUACUAUGUGCAAAACAAGCAAACGUUGUGCCGAAAUUUUCAACACCUAGGCCUAUAGCACCAAAAGCAAACCGUGCAACGUGUUCCACUUUUGUUUCGCCAACUGCUGAUAAUUCAAUAAGCACAACUCCGUUUCCAUUUAGAAGAUCAUCAGUAUCUCUAAAAGUACAAAAAAUAGUUAGUUCUUCAGUUGCAACCACGUUGCAGACGGCAAAACCGAUAACUCCCACUGCAGCAGUCACAACAAAUCAACUGCCGCCAUCUUCGCCAACUUUAACUGUAAAACAAGUUCAGGAGAUGUUAAAUAAACCCGGUAUAAGUGUUGCUUCAACAAACAAUACACAAACAUCAUCUGCAGCUGCAGCAGCAGCUGCAGUUUCCUCACCAACGAUGCCGCUACAAAUAUUGCCCUCAAUAAAAGCAAGAAUAACGCCGGCAAAAGCAACACCCAUUUCACCAGCUACAUCAGCAAUAAUAACUCCGGCCUCAACAACUUCGAUAUCGACCGCAUGUACAGUUUCUUCACCAUCUACAUCAGUAAUAUCCAAGACCAUACCUAAUGCAGAUACGGCAUCAUUGAAUCCCACUUUAACCAUAAGCAAAGUACAAUCAUUUGGAUCACCGCAAAAACCCCAUAAUCCAGAUAAAAAUCUGCAAAAGUUUAUACCUCCUCCAUCGCAAGUCGUAAUCAGCGAUGUGAAUGAUAAAAUUGCGCCACCACCUCACAUACAAUAUGGCUACAUUGUGUCUAAAACUCUUUCCAAUCAUAAGUAUGUCGCCAAACGGGUAGCUGAUGAAUUUUAUGUUAAAGUACCUUCAGUGGGUAUAUUAAAAUUACAGGGCUUGGGAGCUGUUAAUAAUUAUCUCAAUAAAUAUAUUAACAAAACAUUUAAGGAUAGCGAUAAUACAGCAGGAGUGUGGCAGUUUAUGGCCGCUAGCAAGGCUGUACAAAUGCAAAAUCAUCAGAAAUCGUUGCUGGUACGUAAAACAAAAAACCCCAGUGGUACUUCUGGAACGACUAAAAAUAAAAACAAUCCAAACAUUAUGACUGUGUGUGACACCUCUUUAGAUGAACCGAUAUUAAUUGAUGAUUAAAUCUAUUUAACAUCAUUCGGCACAAUGAUGUUUGAAUAUAAACAGUGGCGAUAUUAUAAUUAAUAAUUUCUAUUGAAGUUAUUAACGUUUGUAAAUAUAACCAAUUAUUUAAGCAACUUUUUAAUCAUAUCUAUAUUUAUAUAAAAAUAUAGUUAUUUUACAAUAUUUUCUUAAAUAAUACCAUUUGAUUGAUUGUUUAAUUAUACAUUCAAAUUUUUAUUGAAACAUGCUUUAACAUGAGAUUAACUCAUAAAAACAACAAGUUGAAUUAUUGUUUUUUUUUUUAGUUACUAUGAAUAGUUUUAAAUUUCAAUUUCAUUAACGGAAUUGUUCACAAUACUUUACUUAUUUAGUUAAGUAUUAUUUUUAAUUUCUUUUAUUAUUUUUAAAUAUUAUAGAAAUCACUUUGUUUAUGUUAUUUUGAAUAAUUUAAAGGCAGCCUAACAAAUUUUGUAUGUAUGUUUAAAUAAAAGCAAACAAAAAAAUCUGAAUAAAAAAA
Messenger RNA from Calliphora vicina (urban bluebottle blowfly), 9016 nucleotides. RefSeq names its product over compensating males (gene ocm). The transcript is spliced from 6 exons. The coding region runs from base 40 to 8517 and encodes 2825 amino acids. NCBI's taxonomy places the organism in Eukaryota, Metazoa, Arthropoda, Insecta, Diptera, Calliphoridae. The record is from RefSeq and is a predicted model, not a curated record.